CAUUCCAAAACCAAUAUCCUCUCUCCAUUCUUCAGAGGCAGUCUCCACCAACACAGCCGCCCGCAUCAAACCAAGUCUGAAGCGUGAGUCACGUAUUGACCUCGUAGCAGCUAUAGGAAGAGCGAGGGCUUCGAGUUUCUGACUCCAAUUUCUCGAACAAAUAAAAAUGCCGCCUUUGAAAUUUAUCUUUUAAUUUUUAAUCAACGGAUGAGUUAGGUUGAAAAGACUCGUUAAGAGGCUUGAGAUCAGAUUCCAAUGUUCCAACCUUCACUGUUGACUAAACAAAUUCAAAACUUAGAAAAAAAUUUUUGUUUUUCAAGUAAGCGAUGCAAUAACUAAGAAGUAACCGAGGCCUUCCCUUCCUAUGGCAGCAGUGACCCCAUAUUCUUUCUCAUGAAGCCUUCAACAAGUCCACUUUCCUUUCUCUCCCGAUCGAGAAUCAAAUGCAUUUCUUUCAAAAAGCCGUUUCCUCUUCUUCCGCUUCGCCGUCUGCCCCCUCUGUUUCUUCAAAAGACAGCAGUGCCAAUGCUUGCAAUAUCGUCAUUAAUCGCGGGCAAUCCUCCUUUACUCAGAGGAGGCUCACGCGGCAGAGGAAGCUGAGGCACGUCAGUGACCGUGAGCUUGGAUUCCAGUUCAUCGACCCUUUGAAUUCGCCUCCCAGUUCACCUGAUUCCGCUCGAAAGCAGCGGUAUCUGGGCUGCUCCGAUCGCUGGUCGUCCGCCGUGCCGCAGCCAUUGCCGCUUCCUGAAUGGCAUUUGACCAAAAGACCGGAGUCAUUGGGUUCCAUUUUCGGACAGGGUCUUUCAGGAUCACCAGAAGAAGGGCGGAGCUCUGUUUUAAGGAGGAGUGGUGCAGAUCGUGUUGUCACAAAGUUUGCUACAUGUUCAAGCAAUUGUCAUCAGAGAUUCUCUCAAGAAGCUAAUGUUGAUGGUGCUAAUUACAACUUAAGACUGAAUAUUGCUGCUCGAAGUGCUCCUACAAGUCGUUUCUCAAGUCCUAUGGUUAGCCCACGAAGAUCAAAUGUGGAGGAACUCUUUCCUCACGAUGUCACUGAUUCAACUAAAUAUUCAAGCAAAUGUUGCAAGGGACAACCUCUAGAUCUGAAUGCUGAAAGUUUUAAGCACAAGUUGAGUCGGAAUGCUUCUCCCAGGAGUGCUCCAAUUAGUGGUUUCUCUAGCCCUGCUGUUAGCCCACAAAGAUCAAACACUGGGCACUUUUUACCAUCUUUUGUAGCUUCACAAGCAUGUCACAAGAGGACAACUUUGGAGGUUCUGGACUUAGGUAGGCACGUUGCUCAUAUUUCACAAGUGUCACCACUGAAAUCAGUGCAUGGUUCUGAUCAUUCUCCAUUUCAUAGCCCACCAUUGCAAAGUCCCUGCCUCAACCCCAAAAGUCACAAUAAGUUUUCGUUUACAUUGCAUAAUAAAUUGCUUCAUGGGAAUUCUAAGGAGUGGCCUGAAACUAAUAGUUAUUUCAGUGUUCAUCCAUUGCCCCUUCCUCCUGGAGCUGCACCACCACAGUCAUCUAUGCCAUCCCCGCCAGCUAUUCUCCAUCAGACAAUAGAGAAGCCAGAUGUAUCAUCUAGAAUAACUCAGUGGCAGAAAGGAAAACUUAUUGGACGUGGUACAUAUGGAAGUGUUUAUGUUGGAACCAACCGAGAGACUGGAGCUUUAUGCGCAAUGAAGGAAGUUGAUAUCAUCCCUGAUGACCGCAAAUCUGCUGAAUGCAUAAAGCAGCUAGAGCAGGAAAUUAGACUUCUCCAACAUCUAAAGCAUCCAAAUAUAGUGCAGUAUUAUGGCAGUGAAAUAGUUGAUGAUCACUUUUACAUAUAUUUGGAGUACGUGUAUCCUGGAUCAAUCAGCAAAUAUGUCCAUGAACACUGUGGAGUCAUGACAGAAUCUAUAGUCCGUAAUUUUACCUGCCACAUUCUCUCUGGAUUGGAUUAUUUGCACAGUACAAAGACAAUCCACAGGGACAUUAAAGGAGCAAAUUUGCUUGUUGAUUCGUCAGGUGUUGUUAAGUUAGCAGAUUUUGGGAUGGCAAAAUGUCUUACUGGACUAUCGUAUGAAUUGUCUUUGAAGGGCAGUCCACACUGGAUGGCUCCAGAGGUCAUAAAUGCUGUGACGCAGAAGGAUGCCAAUCCUGAUCUUGCUUUGGCUGUUGAUAUAUGGAGCUUGGGCUGUACUGUCAUUGAGAUGUUUACUGGCAAACCUCCCUGGGGCGAGCUUCAAGGGCCUCAAGCAAUGUUCAAAGUUUUGAACAAAAGUCCACCUAUACCAGAAGCAAUGUCUCCAGAGGCAAAAUAUUUUCUCAACUGUUGCUUUCAAGGAAAUCCUGCAGAGCGACCAUCAGCUAGUAUGCUACUCGAGCAUCCUUUUGUGCUAAAUUCAAGUGAACUCAAUGCGUUGGCCUCCAGACAGACAUUAUCAGCCAUAAACCUCAAGGAUAAAUCACGAAGUUCCAGAGAUUGUGCUGCACAAAAAAUUGAUUUGAUGCCAACCUCUCCAGACGCAUGGAUUAUGAAUGAUAAAAUGCCCAGCAAUAGUGAAAAUGGCCAACAAAGUUGUGUCAAAACAUUCAAUUGUGCUGCAACUUCUUAUCACUCUCCAUGUUCCCCACUUGAAGUCCUUCCUUGUCUAUCUACAUCCCAACUGGUUUAUGAUUCACAUAAUUUCACCUCUUCAUCAAAUGUUUCCAGCAACAUGCCGCUUGGUGCUGUGAAUUACCAUCCUUUGGCUCUUUUGAGGAGUCAUGGAAGGGAAGUUCCAAAUAUCUGAAAUAUCGAUUGAUUGUCAUUGGUUGAUCAGGAAGCAAUUCUUUGUGUACAGCUAGGUAGAAGCUAGCAACUGACUAGUGGAGAUGUUCAUAUUGCUUUUGAAGGCUUUCAUGACCCUCAUGAUCUUGAUGUUCAGUGUAUCAUAUUUCUAUGCUCUUGAAAAUACAGAGAGGACUUCUUAACUUGGACAUCUAAUUAGCUGGGAUGAGUGCGCUGGUCAUUUCCAUCUUCAUCGUCUUGGCUAUAGCUUGUGCAAAUAGAAAGGGGUUGGCGCUUUAAGCAAGUGAUUUCAGGAAGAUGGAAAGAGUGAGAAGGAAUGGAAAUAAGUUAUUUGUUCCUAUGCUAGAAAAGAAUGACAAACUCUAGUUGAACUUGUAAAUAUAGGAACCCUUUCUUCUCCACCAUUUGAUUCAUUUAUAACAUAGAAAAUGUUGUUUCAGCUGGUUGCUUUUUCAGAAACCAGUUAUGUAUGUGAUUGCACUUGACUUUUUUAUUUUAAUUUUUUUUUUAUCGAAAUGGCAUUUGACUUGUUGCUUGUCUA
Hevea brasiliensis (rubber tree) is the source of this 3317-nucleotide messenger RNA. RefSeq names its product mitogen-activated protein kinase kinase kinase 5. The record is from RefSeq and is a predicted model, not a curated record. The transcript has 11 exons. Bases 444 to 2777 code for a protein of 777 amino acids. Gene Ontology annotation, molecular function: ATP binding; protein kinase activity. Gene Ontology annotation, biological process: protein phosphorylation. Lineage: Eukaryota; Viridiplantae; Streptophyta; Magnoliopsida; Malpighiales; Euphorbiaceae.